UUUCGUUCAGUUUUGACAGGUCUCUUGAAUAGUUGAACGACGUCUGACAACAUACGUCAAGAAAAAUGGAUUGGCUUCCUCUUGCUCUUAGUUUAUUAUGUUUCGUUUGUAACAUACCUUCUGGAAUCGGUAAAGUGCUGGAACUUAGCGAUAGAUUCCUUGAAGUUCACAAUGAAGGAGCCUGGUUUGUCAUGUUUUAUGCACCCUGGUGUGGUCACUGCAAAAAACUUGAGCCUGUGUGGAACCAAGUUUCACAGUCAUUAUACCCUCCUGUUGUAAGGGUUGCUCAAGUGGAUUGCACUCGGUUCCCCAAUGUGGCUUCGGAAUUUAAAGUGAAAGGAUUUCCCACUCUGAUAUUUAUGAAGAAUGGAGAGACUUUCCACUACAAGGGAGAGAGAUCUCGAGAAAACUUGGUUGACUAUGCUGAGCGGAUGGCUCUACCUCCCAUCCAAGUCAUUGGUGACUCUAACACCAUGAAAGACAAAAUCAACUCAAAGCAGAAUUUUUUCCUUUAUGCUGGGGACAAUGCUGGAUCUACUUGGGAAGCGUUCAAUGUGACGGCGUAUGAAUUUCAACCAUACAUCUAUUUUUACUCUAUUUCGCUCCCUGUUUUAUUAUCGAGUGGUAUAGAAACCGUCGACCAUGCACCUAGUGUGAUGGUUUUCAAAGACGGCACCCAUUAUAUUUACAAAAAUGAGAAGCCGGUUGCUCUGGAAAACCGUUUCGAAGGGGAAGAAAGCGAGACAACCCCAGCCCAAACUGAACUAAGUAAUUUGAGAGACUGGAUCAAUCAUGAGAGAUUCCCGAAUGUGGUUGAAAUCAGCAGUGGAAACUUCCAUCAAGUCAUGAAAAUAAAAAAAUACAUCGUUUUGGUUGUUACCGAAGUGGACAAAGUUGGCAGGAUGCCAAAGCCCAUGAGAGAUUACAAAGACACAAUAGAGCGAUUUGCUGAAACAUAUCAUAGCAUCUAUCAUGACAAUUUCCUCUUUGGUUGGACUGGGUCACCCGAAUUAGCCAAUUCCAUAGCCAUGACAACCCUACCAGUGCCAAGUUUAAUCGUCAUUAACGCGACCAAUUACCUUCACCACAUCCCUGAAAAACAUAUGGAAAUAUUGACCCCUGAAACCUUGGCUGAUUUCCUCAACCGAAUUCUUCAAAAUGACAUGGAGGCGUACGGCGGCAUGGGUGUGAUGGCGCGAGCAAUGCGCAUGUACUACGAAGCAACGACUACUUUGAGCGGCAUGUGGUACGGCAACCCAGUUCUCACCAGCGUCAUCAUUGGACUCCCCUUGGGCUUCCUCAGCCUCAUCUGCUACUCUAUGUGGUGUGCCGAUAUCAUGGACGCAUCUGAAGAUGAGCAAAAUGUUCGGGAAAAAGAGGAUUAGGAAGCAUAUCUCUAUAUAGAAACAAUCUUCUCUCUCCUCGUUUCCCCUUCGUAUUUCUAGUCACCACGUGAUGUUCAGCAGCUGCUGGUUUAUUUUUGUGAAUCGCAUCGUCAGUGUGCCAAGUCUCAAGUGUUUGGAUGCCACCAAGACCUUCUCUUAUUCUUCGUCCAGCAGCCGCGCCCGCAUCUCUACCAUUUGUUCCCAUUUUGUGGUUUUCCUCACCACGCCCAUCGUAUUGAUUUUGGUCAGCGUGACGUACUUACAUCGCUCCAUACUCUACCGCAGCAGCAAAUUCCAUACUUUCCGAUGACAAGUCUUUGGUGAAAAUUUGUCUUUUGGUGAAUCACAUCUAAAAUGAUUGGACACUUUCUGUUGACUCAACAUUGACCGAUGAGUAAACAUGAAAAUGGACAAAAUA
This is a messenger RNA of Daphnia carinata, 1803 nucleotides long. It is a transcript of the gene Tmx3, whose product is annotated as protein disulfide-isomerase TMX3-like. Gene Ontology annotation, molecular function: protein disulfide isomerase activity. NCBI's taxonomy places the organism in Eukaryota, Metazoa, Arthropoda, Branchiopoda, Diplostraca, Daphniidae. Gene Ontology annotation, biological process: peptidyl-cysteine oxidation. Bases 66 to 1385 code for a protein of 439 amino acids. The transcript has 10 exons. Gene Ontology annotation, cellular component: endoplasmic reticulum. The record is from RefSeq and is a predicted model, not a curated record.